This is a messenger RNA of Drosophila grimshawi, 3425 nucleotides long. RefSeq names its product insulin-like peptide receptor (gene Sdr). NCBI's taxonomy places the organism in Eukaryota, Metazoa, Arthropoda, Insecta, Diptera, Drosophilidae. The record is from RefSeq and is a predicted model, not a curated record. Bases 325 to 2988 code for a protein of 887 amino acids. Gene Ontology annotation, molecular function: protein binding. The transcript is spliced from 7 exons. Gene Ontology annotation, cellular component: cell wall; plasma membrane.
UCGAAUCCAAUCGCCGUUGUAGAUUGUUUUGCUCGCCGGUUAAAUCAGUUGAAACCGAAACGUCGUCGCUAACGGAGCUAGUGCCACACUCGGAAGCGUGUAUACAAAAUAGUCACACACACACACACACACACACACACACAUAUCUAUAUAUAUUGUGAACGAACAUUAUCUUCAUCAAACGACAUUGGCAUUCAAGUGUGCAAUUUAUAGCGUGGCGCUAAUUGCCCCCCAAAACGGCCUUUCCCCCAUAUAUAUAUAUAUAUAUACACAAUAUAUAUAAAUGGUAUAAAGAGGCCAUUCGGGUCAAGUGCUCUAAAUUGAAUGUGUCAGUUGGCAUCGUCGAUCGGACUCAAUAUGCUGUUGCACUUGCUUUGCUUGUGCCUGCUUUCGCCCGUUGUUACCAUCGCAUCACAAUCCAUAUGCGGUUCCAUGGAACUGCGCCAGAUCUCGGAUUUUCAGCAAAUGCGCAACUGCAGCAUUGUUGUGGGCCACGUGCGCAUUGUGCACCUGGAACUGGCAAGCAAUGCGAGUCUGACAGAGUUGCGCAGCGAGGUAACCGAGAUCACCGACUAUCUGAUGCUCUAUCGUUGCACCGGUUUGCUUACGCUGCAGUCCGUGUUCCCAAAGCUGAAAUUGAUACGCGGCCAGAAGCUGCUGUUCGAUCAAUAUGCCCUCACAGUCUACGAGAAUCGCAAUCUGAGGGAGCUGGGAUUUGUGGAGUUGCAGCGCAUUCAGAACGGUUACAUUCGCAUCGAAAGCAAUCCCAUGUUGUGCUUUGCGGAGACCGUUGACUGGAUCUAUCUACUCGGCAAUGUCACAGCUCAGCAUUUCUCCAUUAAGCUGAACAAAUCGCCAAAUCAUUGCCCAGUUUGUGGCGGCCUCUCCGCGGAUUUUUCGAAUCGGAUAAAUAAGAAAAAAUACUGCUGGAAUAUGGAAACAGAUCAGGUGCGCCUGGAGCCGCCACGACGCCAAGGCUGUCCGGAGAGUUGUGGUGGCAAUGGUUGCGAUAUGUCUGGCAACUGUUGCCAGUCCAGUUGCAUUACGGGCUGCUCUCUGCAGAAUUGUACGCUGUGCGCCAAUUAUCAACGGAAUGGAAGCUGUGUGGAUCGGUGCAUUGCCAGCUAUGAGCUGCACAAGAGGCAGUGCAUCUCGCACAAGGAAUGCCGACAGCUUAAUCUCAUUCCCCUGACGAGUGGCUAUCGCUGUGUGGAACAUUGCCCCAAUAAUCACAAGCCCGUCAUCGAGGCCAAUGGAAUGUUGCAAUGUCAGCUGGAGUGCAGGGGCGUCUUCCAUGUGAAGCGUGGCGCGGAUCUGGAGCAACUGCGUGAUUGUGUAACCAUCAAUGGAUCGCUCAUCAUCGAGCUGGUCGAUAUAAAGGAAAAAAUUGUAUCUGCUUUGGAGCAGGCGUUGGGCAGCAUCAAAGAGAUUACUGGCUAUCUAAAAGUCGUGCAUUCAGCUCAGCUAAUGUCGUUCUCCUUCCUCCAAAACUUGGAUACUAUACGCGGCGAUGAGCUUAUUGAAAACAAAUACGCCUUGUUCGUUGUGAACAAUUAUCACAUGGAACACAUUUGGCCAGCCAAUCGUCAGGUGGCCAUACAGCGUGGCACAAUUUUCUUUCACCUGAAUCCCAGUUUGUGCUAUGAGAAGGUGCUAAAGCUGCAGUCCUCACUGAAGAGCAUCCGCAAGAUCUCCAUAGUCGAUGUGUCGCCCAACUCGAAUGGAGAGCGCGUCAUUUGUGGCAAUUUUGUGCGUACCCUGGAUGCCCAGGUUGAGGAUAUUAAUGCCACAGCGGUACGAAUUGCGACAAAUUUUUUGAAAUGUGACGAUAUGGAAACACUGCUCGGCUACUCAUAUCAUUAUAUGGAGGCACCCCAGCGCAAUGUCACCAAGUACGAUGGUCGCCAUGGCUGUGGACAUGACAACUGGCUAAUGGACGUCUCAACCAGCAAGAAUCGUCGACACGUCCUCGCCAACCUGAAGCCCCACACUCAGUAUGCGUACUUUGUGAAGACUCUCACACGUACCGAUUACCACAUGCAACUUGAUGCAUACUCCAAGAUACUCUACUUUCGCACGCUGCCCAGCAAGCCGAGUCCAGUGAGUCGACUUCAUGGCAGCUCCGAUCACAGUACGGAAGUUCUAUUGAAUUGGUGGCCACCACGUCGUCCCAAUGGGAACAUAUUCAAGUACAUAAUCAACUAUGAGGUGCAUAAUCUGACCAAGACGGAGGAGAGUGGCAGGAACUAUGCCACAUUUAAGGCAAGCAAUAAUAGCUUUCUGGACUGCGAUUGCAAUGAUCUGGUAUCAUAUGAUUCGGGACCACAGCCAGAGGAUGAGAACUACUACAGUAAGGAGCAAAUAACCUAUGAUGAUGCGCUGCCCAAUCUGAUAUAUGUUUCACGACGCAAAAACCAAAUUAAGACAGACAAAUUUGACAAGGUCCUGGACUUUAAUGAUCUGAUCGCUGGCACCUCGUUAAAUGCGAAGCCCAUCAAUAAGAGCAGCGAGGCAGAAACCAAUGCAACAACUCCAGCUAUCAACGGCAAUUUGACAAUUUCGGAAAAAAAGAAUGAAACUGAAUCCUUGGAAGCCAAGAAGGCUCGGAAGGCAGCUCAGAUUUUAGCUGAGCAGGCAGCCAAACAUUAUGAUGAGUAUCGCGAGCGUUUGGAGCAGAAAAUGCGCGAAAUUCAGGAUACGGGCAUUGCGGACUAUCUAAUUCAACAUGCCCAGCCAAAAUGCAAGGAUAUCCAUGCCUCGAUCAGCUAUCAGCUGGAACAGAAAUGCAUUGUGGAGGAGGAGCUGAGUGGCAUUCAAUUGCCCGGCACACAGCAUUCCCAUAAGCUGACCGACCUGCUACCCAAUCAGUAUUAUCGCAUCUCGGUUCGAGCUUGUGCUGAGGGCGUCUUGAAUGGCUGUUCCAAUCCCACCGAGAUGCUACUGAAGACCAUCAGCGUUGAGGUCGAACAGUUUAUGAAUGGCAACUGACAACAAUUAGAUGUUUUAUUCCAUCAUUAUUUUAAUAUAUUUUUGUUUUACUCAGUGGAAUUAUUGUGUCAGGGAAAUUUGAAAAAUGUUUGUAGCAAUCAAUCAGCUUAUCAAUUUAUUUUUGAUUACCAGUUAUUUAAGAUACAUUUUAAAUCGAUUGUAAUUUUUAGCUUUAGCUUUUGUGAACUGUAAACUAAAAUACUCAGGCUACUAAGUUGUAUUGAAGUAUGUUUAAUAACUAAAUGCAAAUGUUCCGUCUGAUGUUGGAUUUGUCGAUAUAUGUAUGUGUGAUAUAUAUAGUAGUUGUUAACUGAGUAUUUUUGUUUGUUUUAAUUAAUUCUUAACCGACUGCUAACUGAGUAUGAUAAUGGCAAAAUGUUCAAGUGUAUUUGCAAAAGUUCCUCAAACUAUAUAAAUUAAAUCAGAAAAUCCUUUUA